This is a messenger RNA of Cylindrotheca closterium, 1758 nucleotides long. The record is from the annotation of a GenBank genome assembly. Lineage: Eukaryota; Bacillariophyta; Bacillariophyceae; Bacillariales; Bacillariaceae.
AUGGCCCCGGACCGGAAUCACUGGCGUCUAUGGCAGGACACCUUGACCCGGGCACUCCUGCAGUCGGACGACCCCUCGCACCAUCUCCGCCAACCUUUGGGCCCUUGGUUUGACUCUAUUGACGACUGGAAUUGGCUGCUUUCUCCAACGCAUGGCGUCUUUCAUCGUCAUGGACACGUUUGGAGACACUAUGGUCACCAAUUAGGUUCCUACUCCUCUAGCCGGCGGUUCCACAUGAAGCCGGCAUCUCACAGGACGUCUGGGAUUAAAAGACCAAUGGCGGCCCUUGAAGUCGCCGAAGCCCUCUCGCCGUCGGUUCCUUUUUGGACCAAGCCACUCCCAGAUGAUGUAUGCCGAGUGACAACUCAGCCACUGCAUGGGUUAGAGGAGAUUGUGAUCUCGGGGGUGGGCCUGGAGCACCAGCCUCCGCGCCCAGUUCCCCAACCGUCCUUAUUCGCUGCAUGGGAAGCAGCAUCAGCAGAAGUUGACGAGUACUUUGGAUGGACCCCCGAGGAACUUGAGAUUGUGGGUGAUGAAGGACGGCUGGUGGAGGCCUUACUGUCUGGCCACCUCUGCGUGAUAAGCGACGGAUCCUACAAGCGAGACCUGGGAACGGUGGCUGUACAACUACUCCCAAGAAAAGGGGAGACGGAUCGCAUCAUUGUUCGGUGUCAGACUCCCGGAUUGCCCCAGGACCAAAGCGCCUAUCGGAGUGAACUGAUCGGCCUGCUUGCAGGCAUCAUGGUUGUUGACUGGUUGCUCCACCAGUGGGCGCCUACGCUCCAAUCUAAACCCCGCGUAAGGAUCGCGUGCGAUGGGUUUUCCGCUCUUCUCAAUACCUUUAGCAAUAAUCGAGUUACCCCCCAACAGGCGCAGUUUGACCUGGUCUCUUCCCUCCGCGAGGCCCUUGCGCGCUCCAAAGCAUCAUGGGAGCCUAGUCACGUGUAUGGUCACCUUGACCAUGCUACGUCCUUUUCGUCCCUGUCUUGGUGGUCCAAAAGGAAUGUUGAAGUGGAUAAUUGGGCAGUGGCAUACCGCCAUCAGUUGGAGGCUUCUGACCAACUGAUUGCACCCAAUGCUCGCUUCUUUACUGAGUUGGCCGCUCUCUAUAUCGGCGACGUUAAGCAGUCUCGAUUGGACCCAGACUACAUCCAAGAGCUGGUGGCGCUCCCCGCCCUACGCAAGAGGUGGCGCGAGAAACUCACGGUCACCCCAGAGGCGGAGUCGGAAACCGACUGGACCAGUCUGGCCCGGGCCAUGCGAUCUCUCCCUGUGGGCGUCCAACGCUGGACCACAAAGCACGUGGUGGGUAUGUGCGGUGUCGGCAAGUUUAAGGUACGAUGGGGUUAUGACACAUCUGCUGCAUGCCCAUGCUGUGGCGAGUUCGAAGAUCACCUACACGUACCUCGAUGUAUGGCUCCAUCCACCAGCGCUGAAUGGGAUCGCCGGACAGUGGCCCUGGAUUUAUGGCUGGACACCCAAGUGACAGAUCCGGCCAUCAAACAUGCCCUCCUCUCCCUCCUUAAAGGGGUUCGCGAUCCAUCCCUACCGUCCAUCCGAGUGGUACCAGGUCGACUGCGCAGCGCCUUCCGAUCCCAGCAAUGCAUUGGCUACCAAGGGCUGUUGGAAGGAAGAUUGUCCCGCCAAUGGGCCCCGUUGCAGGAGGAAUAUCUGCAGUCGCGCGGGAGCCAACGCUCUCCGACCUUAUGGGCCUCACGCCUCUCGCAUCAGUUGAUUUUGCUGGGCUUCCAGUUGUGA